ACGGAUCAACAUAGGACGCAGCAGUUUUGCAGCUGUAAUAUUUUUCGUGUUGAAUCUAACUUUUUAGAAUAACGCGCUCACAAAAUGAGCCUUUUCGACAUCGAAGAUAUUAAGGUGAAACCUGACGUUGUGUGUACCUACCCGGAUACGGCUGUAGCAUCCGAUGCAGCAAUUGUAAUCGAUAAUGGAUCUUACCAGUGCCGAGCCGGCUGGGCCUCAAAAGAGUUGCCUUCUUUAAGCUUCAAAAAUGUGCUAGCCAAACCGCGCAAAGAUCGAAGUAAGAAAGAUGCAGAAGUCACGGUGCAACCGGCAGUGCAAGUUGGAAAUGAUAUUACGAAUAUUGAGGCUGUAAGGUUUCAACUGAGAACGCAGUUUGAUCGGAAUGUUGUAACUCACUUCCAUGUUCAGGAGCAAAUUUUUGAUUAUCUGUUUGCUAAGCUGGGAAUAAAUACCGAUGGCAGUAUUCGGCAUCCAGUUUUAAUAACGGAAUGCGUUGCUAAUCCUAAUUACAGUCGAGGUCUAAUGGCUGAGCUUAUGUUCGAAUGCUACGGAAUUCCAGGCAUCUCCUAUGGAGUCGAUAGCUUAUUUAGUUUUCAGUUGAAUAGCUCUGUACCGGAUGGAUUGGUUAUUUCCUGUGGAUAUCAUGCCACCCAUAUUAUACCAAUACUGAAUGGGAGAAUGAUUGAAGACAAAGUACGUAGGAUUAAUUUGGGUGGAUUCAACAUGAUAAAUUUCAUGUUUCGACUGCUGCAACUAAAGUAUCCUGUGCAUGUGAAUGCAAUUACGUUAAGUCGAGCGGAGACAAUGAUUCACACUUACUGUUCCUUUGCCUUUGACUAUCUUGAGUCGUUAAAAAAUUGGGCUUGCUUAGAAUACUACGACCAGAACGUAAUCAAAAUACAACUACCGUUCAACCAAGCGGCAACUGCUCCGGUGUUAACCGCAGAACAGAGAGUGGAAAAACGGAAAGAGUUAUCGCGUAGACUUGCGGAAAUCAACCUUCGCAAAAGGGAAGAAAAACUCGCCCAGGACAAUAUACUUUUGGCUCGAAUGGUUGCCGCGGAGGAGAAUUUGGACGAUGAUAAUAUUUCUUUCACUUUACAAGAGUUUGGCGUUAAAAACAUUGAAGAGUUGAAGAAAUCUAUUGUUACAUUAAAGGAUCGUAUCACCAAAACUACACAGAAGAUGAACGCGCCUCAAAGCACGCAGGAAGAAGAAAAACCUCGUCAACUACAACCGCCUUCCAAUAUGACCAUUCCAGAGUGGGUUCAAGAAACUCGAAAAAAGCGGGACGAGAUUUUGGAUCGCAAACAGAGCCGUAAGCAACGACGGCAAGAUCUAGCGAAACGUAGAACUGCUGCUGCACAGGAACGUAUGCGAAUCAUAUCUCACCUAGCCAAAAAAGAGAAAGGUGUGGAUGAUUUUGGUAUGCGAGAUGAAGAUUGGGACGUGUACAAAUCAAUAAGUCGUGAUGGCGAUAGCGAUAGCGAAGCAGAAAAUGAAAAACUCAUUGAGUGCGAAGAAAUACUUAAACAACACGACAGUAGCUACAUCGAGCCUACGACUUCAGCAGGCAAUAUUGCAGAAUUUCAUCAACUUCACAUCGGAGUGGAGCGUAUUCGAGUGCCGGAAAUUCUUUUCCAACCUAGUAUUGUUGGUAUCCAUGAGGCCGGACUCGCCGGAACGAUAGAUUAUGUACUUAAAUUAUUUCCCCGAGAGGAUCUAGACCGAAUGAUUGGUAACAUUCUGCUGACUGGCGGAUGCGCAAAUAUUCGAGGGUUCAAAGAGCGAUUAAAUCGAGAAUUGCAGCAGCUUUUACCUUUUCAGUCUAUAUUUAAGCUUCGAAUAGCUUCAAAUCCGACUGUAGAUGGAUGGAAAGGAGCCAGUCAGUUUGCUACGAGUGAGGAGUUUAAGCAAUCUCUCAUUACCAGGCAGAUGUACGACGAAUUCGGGGGAGAGUUUUUUAAGGAGCACCCGGCAAGUAAUUACUACUAUCAAACACCUUCUAAUUCUGAGAUGAAUGAAAGUUUCAACUAAAUGUUUGAAUAAAAUUUGGUGUUUACUGAAA
Molecule: messenger RNA, 2068 nt
Organism: Wyeomyia smithii (pitcher-plant mosquito)
Lineage: Eukaryota; Metazoa; Arthropoda; Insecta; Diptera; Culicidae
Gene: Arp5
Product: actin-related protein 5
Exons: 2
Coding region: 85-2037 (650 amino acids)
Biological process (GO): regulation of DNA-templated transcription
Cellular component (GO): Ino80 complex; cytoplasm
Source: RefSeq, a predicted model, not a curated record